AUGACACAGAGAUUGCCAUGGAUCAAUGCUAUCAGCCAGGAAAUGAAGAGCUCUGCCGUGGGCGACAUCUUCAAGGUGUGUUCCGCUCUCCAUGCGAGUAUCUGGGCUAUAGAUUCAGGAGUCAUCCAGAUUCUUCUCGACCUCGCACACCCCCGCCUGGGAGUUCCCAUGCCCAGAUACGCGCUCAGGCGAUAUCUGAGCACUGGAGAGCCACCUCGUGACCAGGAGCACGCUGAACCGCUGUCGCAGCUACGGGCCCAUCUCCCGGUUCAGUUCAGGUUGGCCGGCACUGACCGCGUCAGUGUCUUGGAGAGCCAUGUCUAUGGAAUACUUGAGAGCAUCUUUGACGCGCUUCUUGUUGUACAGAACCCCAGCUUUCUCUACGCACGGUUAAUGGACAUCGACAUCGUUCCUACAUCAGACGACUACGCAGACUUCGUAACCACAUAUCAUCAUGUGCUUCGUUGGAGUAUAUGGAGGCUCUAUGCAUGGACGGUCGUAGGAUUGCCUCCCCCCUCGAUUUGCUUGAUCAACAACUUACCGGCGGAGAUACUGGGGAAAGUCUUUGGGUUUGUCUCCCAGCCUUCGGAGAACCAACGCCCCACCUUCCUCAAAGUCACGUAUGUGGACCAAUCGCGAGACGUGUCAAGCCAUCUUCCGCUUCGCUUGGUCUGCAAGCACUGGAGCAUCCUAAUCGAUGAUACACCAACACUCUGGUCCCGUAUGGUGAAAGGGUUCGGAGACUUCUGGACGGAGCGUGCAUUGCGAGCCUCCAAGGAUACCGACCUUUUUGUCGCAGUCACCCAGGACGACUUCCUAUACGGCCAUCUGAUAGACAACGCCCAGCGAUUGUUGGGUCACGCGUCACGCUUCAGCACGCUCUCUCUCAGCGGCCUCACCUGGGACGCGAUCGCCCAGAUCACCUUGGCGCUGGGAAUGGUCCCUUUGGACAGACUUGUGUCUCUGACCGUCGAAGCGCAUGGACCCAACGCGCGCAUUCCGACCCAUAUGUUCACGAGAACGAGCCAUUCUCGUCUCACCACCCUAAAGGUCAUGAACUGUCGAAUACAAGACCCACGUCUCGCUCUGCGCCAUUCGCUUACUCGAUUGACUCUCAUCUGGUGCGAUGUAUGGAUGUCUAUUGACGACAUGUUUGCGACUUUGCUGCGCUGUCCUGGACUAGUGCGCUUCGAAUGGUGUAUGUCGCAGAACAGUCGGGCUUGGAUCAGCGGCGGAACACAUGAACUUGACAGCGCUCAAUUCCUCUCCUCAACGAGAGCGCGACGUCUCUCGACCGUCGCUCUUCCGCACCUCCAGUACAUCGCCUUGGAAUGCCAUGCGGCGGUAUUCAACGCGAUCCUGAGUGGCAUCACUCUCCCUUCACAAUAUCACGUCCGUCUCCUCGACGAUUACGACCUCAUCGGAGAAAGGCGCCACGAUCUCGAAGUUAUGGAUUCCAUACUCCAGGGGUUGGACUCAUCCCUCGGCGCUCAUUACUCCACGUCCCGUUCGCCAGGCGCGAUUACAGCCUUCCGAACCAUCGCCAUCAAUGAAGUCACAGGCUCCGGCCCGAGCGAUCGCAACGCCUUUACAGUACACGGGUCGACCAAGCAGUCGCUCCCACAUAGCCAGUUCGCUCAGCAGGACUUCAUGGAGGGUGCUUCGACAUUCACAAUUACCUUCCUCAUCCCCUCCGCCAUGCUUGUCAACGACCACGAAAGACUCCUGAGCAUUCACGAGGACGUUGUCACUCGCUUCGUCGCGCACAUAUUGGCCUGGCCUUCUAUGCGCACCAACGUACAGAAGCUGGUCACGGGUCACGCAAUCCAUGCAAGCCCGCCCGUGUGGUCGUCAACUCUCGCACUUGUUCCGCAGCUCGUGGAGCUUUAUCUCGAAUACACCCCGAGUCAGCAAAACUCAUCUAUCGUGUACGGGUUUGCUAGCGCCCUCUCUUUGCAACAUCGACUCAUCCCCAACCUGCGCAAGCUUUCUCUGGGACCUCUGGCCGGUCUUGAUUCCUUUGAUCGGGAUGCACUGAUUCAUGCAAUCCAUGAUCGUCAUAAGGCGUACGACUAUCCCGAGAUAGCAGUCAAUCUGGUGAACGUCGACGAAUGGCUGGACGAGGACGAGGUUGACGAGUUCAAGUCGAUGGUAGCGGCUACGGGAGCUGGAUGGGUGGAAGUAGUAGACUAG
Peniophora sp. CBMAI 1063 is the source of this 2193-nucleotide messenger RNA. Lineage: Eukaryota; Fungi; Basidiomycota; Agaricomycetes; Russulales; Peniophoraceae. The record is from the annotation of a GenBank genome assembly.